Corticium candelabrum is the source of this 1816-nucleotide messenger RNA. RefSeq lists its product as uncharacterized. Bases 841 to 1698 code for a protein of 285 amino acids. The record is from RefSeq and is a predicted model, not a curated record. The transcript is spliced from 4 exons. NCBI's taxonomy places the organism in Eukaryota, Metazoa, Porifera, Homoscleromorpha, Homosclerophorida, Plakinidae.
UUCCAAACGAAAAAAAUGGAAAAUACAUUCGUUAACAGACAACUAAAAGAAAUACUCAAGAAUGCAGCGAAGUGGUGCAACGAAAGUAAGGCUAAGAUGUAUUAUAGUAUACACUUGCAGCUCCCAAAAAGAAGCAGUACUACUGAACGUUUAACGCCAAGAAAGAUAUACUCUAUGCUUAAAAUUUAUAUAUUUAAUCUGACUGUUCACUCUUCUAUUUUCAGUACGAAAAUUUGUACAUUCACUAGCUACAACUGUUUGAUCGCUAAGAAAUUAACUAACCACCUUUAGACACAUAAGUUGAGCAGAAUAAAAAGAAAGAAAACAGAAAAAUCUUUUUUGAAUAAUCUGAUAGCAUGGCGCUUUCUCUUGCUAAACGAUAUACAAAGGCAAUACAUUAGUGCCCUCAAUUUGGUACGAUUUUAGUGUUCUUUAUGUUGCGGUCGGCAAAAUUUGGUCAAUCAAGAAUAUAGAAUAGUAAUUAACAUUGAUAAGGAAGACACUAAGCGGUUUAAUGUUUAUCAGUUGCAAUUUUGAAUAUUUAAAUAAGCUUAUGUUUCGAGUUGCUAGGGGCAUCGUUCUUAUCUUUGUGUAAUUACGCAUCAAUUCGAUUGUCCAAUAGCUAAGUUAGCUACUCUUGCCAUAAUUAUGACGUCAAGGUUGUUAAUAGCUCUAGAGGAUGAUGUAUGAAAAACGUCACAUACUGUGCUCGAGAGGUUGACGUUUAAUUGCACCGCCUCGUGUCAAUGUGUAUUAUGUGAAACAGCAGCAGGUGCGUGCAGAUGCAAAUGUAAUGCUAACACAUAACGAGAUAGAUACGUAGGUGGAACUAAUUUAUCUAUGUUUACUAUCAUUUUUGGGAAAAGAGCUCUCAUCGGUUAUCACUCGAUCUAUAGAUAUCGAUUGCCAUUGCCACCAGCAAGACAGCGGCUUUUUAUCGACCUGCACUUCCAACUCAAGUGCGUUAUCAUUAGUUGGAUCGACUUGCUAGACUACACUGGUCUCAUAAUGAAUUAUGAUGCUGAAGAAACAAUUAUAUUAGUUGGUCCUGACCGCGAAGUUCUUCAAGACUUCGAUAAGACGUUGGCUAGUUUUGUUCCGAGAUACAAAACCAAAGAUGUACAACUAUAUUCGGGAAAAGAGCUGUUGCAGGCGAAUUUAGAUUUCAGUCGAAAUCAUGCCAAGUGCUUUUUGGUAAUGCCACGUGCUAGCCGCACUCUUGUGUACAUCGAAGGCGAUAGCUGUAGCAUGUACCAGGAAAUCAGACACAUUUGUGUGGACAAAAAUGGAGAAUGGCAUCGAGACCGGGCUUUCAUCGUACUCUACCAAAACAAAAACGUCACCAACCUUUAUGACGGCGAUGAAAUCUCGGUAUGGUGGAAUUGUGGGCCUCAAAAAGAAUUAAAGCAGUUUGCAGAAGCAGAUCAGUUGAUCAGCUUUAAAGAACUGAACGAGCGUCAAAAGGAAGCAAUUGUCAAAUUUCUAGGAUAUGAAAAAAUAAUCACGCAACAGCCAACUUCACAAGAUAUAGAUAAUGAGGCGACUUCACCAGUCCUUCAACUAAUUGAGGAAACUUGCACUUGCUGUCUGUUAAAAGUUCUUUGGACAAGAGUAACGGCUACAUGGUUUAUGUUUGAUUUACAAUUUCUGCUAGACAGAGAGAAUUGUUUAGUUUGCAAUUGUGUAUGUGACUGCUAGAAUAUCAAUUAUUAGUAAACUGAAUCAUGUCGUGUUACAAAUAAUUGCUUUGAGUACAAUUUUCUACGUGUUUUCCUUCACACUUACUUUGUACAGAAGUACAUUCAUAUAUGAAUUU